Messenger RNA from Calliphora vicina (urban bluebottle blowfly), 2616 nucleotides. It is a transcript of the gene Rcd6, whose product is annotated as Reduction in Cnn dots 6. Lineage: Eukaryota; Metazoa; Arthropoda; Insecta; Diptera; Calliphoridae. The transcript is spliced from 5 exons. The record is from RefSeq and is a predicted model, not a curated record. Bases 810 to 2360 code for a protein of 516 amino acids.
CACCAACAACCACAUUUGAAGUAUAAAUUUAAGAAUAACUGCACAGAAAUAAAUAAAAAUGGGUAAUGGUGUUACAUUUCUUAAAAGAAAUCACAAAAAAGUCAUAUUAAACAGCAAUAUCAACUUGUUUUUUUCUUCUUACUUUUACAGCUUUUUUUUUUUGUUCAAUAAUAAACUAAAUUUCAUGGCUGCUAUACAAAAUGCUUUAGCUUAAAACCUAAUCAGCUUAAGUAAAAAAAUAAAACAAAACAAACAUCAUCAUCACAAUCAUCAUAGUUAGCAGCUAAAAUAACAAAGUUAAAAACUAAACACACUAAACUACUACAAUUCAAAAUAGAAACUAAAAGCAGCAAAAGAAAUAAUAAAAAAUAAAUAAUUAAACAAUAAAGUUGACUAAAUUCGAAAAUUAAAAAAAUAAAAUAAAAAUGAAUAAAACAUGAUGAAAAAUGUUGUUGCGACGACGGCUACGCAAAAUUCAUAAAGAACACACUUUAACGAUUAAAAAUAAAAUAAAAAUAUAUAAACUCAACUAAAACUAGAAUUAGAUUUUAGAAAAUGACAAACAAUUGAUGCUCUAAAAAAUUUCAAAACAAGAAAUUCACAUUUUUUUUAAAAAAAAAAAAAAUUUUUGUUGCUACUGCCAAACAAACACAUUCUACAUACUACAUUCGAUUCCAAAAGCACCAAAAAAAGAAAAAAAUCAAAAUAAAAAACAUUCCACAAAUAUCAACACAACAACUGCUAAAUAAUCGUAAAAAUAAUUUCAUUUUUCUUUUUCAACACACUCCAACAACAUAAAAUAAUUUACAAUGAAUUGUGAAAAAUCUAGUGAAACUUUCAAAAGUGGCGGCAGUGGUGCUGACGGCGGCUUUAAGAAUUUUUGGAAUGACCACAUUAUGGAGCGUUUCAUAAAAGCGAAUCUUUUCAUUAUUUGCUGCGUUGCUGCUGGCUUACUUUUGAUUGUCUAUUUGGGUGCAUUUUCAUGUGAAGUAUCAUGGAUAUUGGAAGCAAAAGGUGAUUUACCCUAUUCGGCCUACAUAUUGUGCACCCAAUACUUUGUGGUAUUUGUGGCCACAACAAUAUUAAUACAUGGUUUGGUAACGGGUUUGUCAUGGGGUCUAUUUGCCUGGUCGGUGGUUAUUGGUAUUCUCUCAAUACCAGAAUUGAUAUUUGUCAUGAUAAUGACUACACAACACUGGGGCCUACAAUCCGUUCAUGGUUUAACUGAAUUAAUAGCGUAUUUGGUGCGUUUGGUUAUAAAUUGUUUAGCUUUGAUUUGCGUGAUACCAACUGGCCUAAGAUGGCGCCGUGAAUCCCAGGUCCUCACACAGCUACAAGAUUUAGCCACACGCUUGCAGUUGCAAACACCACCACCCAGCGUUCCCAUUACCAAGGCCGAUUCUCGACGUUCCAGUAAGCGUUUACAAAAUCAACAAACUGCCUUUGAAAAUGCAGGAUUUCAAAUAACCGAACAACCAACUAAGGUCAGCAUUAACGGUUCACAACCGCAAGGUCUUAAUGCAUUCGGUUCGCAAAAUGAAUUCAACGCCAGUAUGUUUGCGUUGCCAUUUUUGCAACAAUAUGCGGCUCAAGGAAACAAUGGAAAUAGAACAGGCAACAAUCGUGCUCAAUCCCUUAUGGAUCUCAGGUGCACUUUACCCGGCCUUUACAAUCCCCGUUAUGUGCUAGAAAACAGCGAUGAGAAGAAUGGAAAAUAUUUCAAUAUAACCAUAGAUGAUUUAAAAAAUAAUCUACAGGAUACCCAGAAACAACAGCCACCUUCUCUAAUUGGCUCCAGCUCAAACGAUCCCAUCUAUUGUUCCAUCGAACCGAAACAACCUUCUCCACCACAGCAGAGAGGUCAGCAGCCUCAGCAGCGUGAACCCAUGGCAUUGCCACCUCAUGUACAGCAGGGCAAACAAGCGCCACCUACAAAAUUGGCUCGUAAUUGUAUAUCGUUGGAAAAUCUCGAUGGCAUUAGUAAAGUACAAAAUGAUUUGGCUGCCUAUGGCAACAAUCUGUUGCAGAACUACAAUCAACAACAGCAAUACUAUCUGGCCAUGUUGGGCUAUAUGCAGCAACAUCAACAGCAGCGUCCCCAUCCACAGCUACCCUACAAUAGUAAUUUGAAUUUAUACCGUAGACCAGGCAGUCAAACGAGUCUCAAUCCCUCAGUAUUCACAGCAGCGGCUGGGGCUCCCUUGGCUCCACAAUUCCAAAGGCGUAAUUCACAACAGUUGCAAUAUUAUGGAGGUUUUGGUUAUGCCAAUUACACAAAUCCUUACGUAACUGCCAACAGUAAAUUGUCAUUGGGCAAUGAAUCCGAUGAUUAUCGCAAAUAUCGUGAUGUGGCUUUAUGAGAUGAGAUGAUAAUGUAUGAUUAAUUAAUAACAACGUAUGUUAAUUAUGUUACCGCAAAAUGAAAAUAAUAAAUUUAAGGUGCUACCAUAAAGAGAGUGUAAUAUCAAGUCAUUAUUAUUUUAUACAUACACAUGUAUGCUCGUUUACAUUUAAACCUUUAUAUUAUUUUUUUUAUUGUUUAAAAUCGUUUUUAUUUAUAUUUAUGUACUCGUAAUUGUGUUUAAAAUUUUAUUACACAGUACAACAUUUUUCAGU